Molecule: messenger RNA, 769 nt
Organism: Dimorphilus gyrociliatus
Lineage: Eukaryota; Metazoa; Annelida; Polychaeta; Dinophilidae
Source: the annotation of a GenBank genome assembly
GUUGUUUUGUUAGGCAGACGUCAGAUCACUCACUUCCGUUACAGACUUCUACUUUCAAACAUAAUUUAUAUCACCCAAGUGAGGAGAAAAGAUUUUAAGAAUUAAUUAGAUCUUUUAAACGUUUUAAACACUGCUGACGGUUGGAUUUAUAACUGAUUUUAAAAAUUUUUCGCUAAAUGAGAUCAUCUUUCAGUUGCAACAUAUGUGGACUGCUGGUUCGUCACCUAUUUGAAUAAAAACUAAGAACAUGGCGCAGGAAAAGGUUCAAAUAAACGUAUACGACAUGUUUUGGACAAACGAAUAUACAUCAACUUUAGGAGUAGGAGUCUAUCAUUCUGGUUUAGAAAUUUAUGGCGUUGAAUACUCAUACGGUGGACAUCCGUUUCCUUUAUCCGGAAUAUUUGAUAUAGCUCCAAAAGAUUCCGAAGACUUGGGUGAACAGUUCAAAUUUAAGGAAACUAUAUAUAUUGGUACUACAGACUUCAAUCCAAACGAUAUUUCAACUAUGAUCCAACAAAUGGGUCACAAAUACCAAGGAGAUCAAUAUCACCUUCUACAUAAAAAUUGUAAUCACUUUACGGCAGAGUUUUGCAAGUUAUUAACGGGCAAGGAACCUCCUUCCUGGGUUAAUCGAUUAGCUUCCGUUAGUUCUUACAUCCCGUUUCUAGAAAAAGCAUUGCCAAAGGAAUGGUUAACACCAAUGGCUUUGGAGACGUCUCUUAAUCAAACUUGCUCCGAAACUACUCAAAAUUCUGCUGUGCUAAAAUAG